Molecule: messenger RNA, 1496 nt
Organism: Dermacentor silvarum
Lineage: Eukaryota; Metazoa; Arthropoda; Arachnida; Ixodida; Ixodidae
Exons: 8
Coding region: 213-1496 (427 amino acids)
Source: RefSeq, a predicted model, not a curated record
ACCUUAUAUUUUUAUUCAUCGAUUUCUUUCAGACAAUCUGUAAGUACCUGUCGCCAAUUGCGUAACUGAAUAAAUUCUCAUGGUCUUGCUGCGAUCUUAAACAGCACUCACAUGGUCCCGCGUUCCGCAGGCUCGUCUCCCCAGACAACAGCAGAACCAACAGGGUCAGGAACGUUCUUCUCGCCUGUGUCGCGAUCGCCUUGGGCGGAUUCAUGGUGCUGGCCCUGACUGGCAUCAGGAACACGGAAAAGAUAGGCCAGCAGUCUCUGGACCAGAACACCGACCUCGGCGUCGACACGACGGAGAGGAUAGACGCGUUCUGGUCACGCGGACUCGGCCGCAAACGGCGUCUCGACGGCUCGGCUGGCGACGGAGGCGAAAAGGCCACACUGACGGCGAAGGCGACGGCCAAGCUGCCCGGGCCUUACGCUCUGUAUGAGGACGAAGACGCGGUAGCCCCAGUGACCGACUUCGCCAGCACCGAGGUCGUCGCGACCACCACCGCCAACACAACCGCGAGCACAGCAGAGGCUAUCGCCACAAUCACUGCCGAUGAUCGCACAACUGAUGUCGAGGGUGGAACGGUUCUAGUUGAACAGCGAAAGAGGAAGCGCCUGGAGCCGAUGCCGCUGAUGUGCGUGUUCGGCGGGAACGAGCGGUCGCGGUCGCCGCUGCCCGAGGACGGGCUGUGCGACCUCGCGUACUUCGACUCCUUCUACCGAUCUGGCCUUCUCGACACGUUCGCGCGUCGGAGGCACAGUGCCGCCUUCGAGCGCUUCGUCACGGCCGCUGCCAAGUACCGCCUCACCGAGGUUGGCGUCGCCGUCGCCUCCGAGGGGAACAGCAAGGCGCAAGAGGAACUGAGCUCGUCCAAGACGUGGGCCAGUCUGCGCAAGCUGUGGAACAGCGGCAUCGUUCACUUCGGCGUGCUCGACUUCGAGGUCGCCGAAGACACCACGCCGGAGCACGUGGACCACAUCUUCGACCUCUUGUUCCUUCUCAAGGAAGCGCAACUCCGUAUGACAACACGGAAGUUCGACCAAUGGCCGUACUUGGCGCUGGGUAUAAUAUUCCUAGAACGAAGCGACAACGAGCUCUUCCGUGCCUUCAUUCACCACGUCGGCCUGACGCGGGUGCAGUUGCUGGUGCUUCGCACCCACCUGUCCGGGCGCGAUGACACCAUCCCCGGGUGCACCAUCACGGGAUCCAGCAUGUGGGGAGAGCCGCUCGCCCGAUACCACCCGAACAUCAUGGAGACGCUGGAAUUCCUGCGCAUCCAGAACUCUUCACUGGAGGCGUCCGCCAUAAUGAUAUCCAUGUCCGUGGCCGCACGCUUCUAUGCGCCCCUGGACUCCUUUGAUCCGGGAUCCAAGUGCAUCGCGCUGGAAGACGGCGAGCGGCGCCUGGGCAUCGGCAGCUUUGCCGAGCUGUACUACCCAGAUGAGCUUGUCAUCGACACCCUUCAGUGUUCACAAAAGGCACCGCACCUUCAGUGA